This is a messenger RNA of Opisthorchis viverrini, 407 nucleotides long. RefSeq lists its product as hypothetical. Lineage: Eukaryota; Metazoa; Platyhelminthes; Trematoda; Opisthorchiida; Opisthorchiidae. The record is from RefSeq and is a predicted model, not a curated record. The annotation marks the transcript as partial. The transcript is spliced from 2 exons.
AUGCAAAUAAUAUUAAGUAAUCUAAGUAAUUCUGCCUCGCGGUUCGGCAUGCGCUUCACACCUGCGAAGUGUAAAAUGCUGCUGCGAGACUGGGUGGGCUCGAACCCUAGCCUCGUGCUUGCGGAUGAACCGAUUGAGCUAGUAGACAAAUUUACUUACCGAGGCAGCUGUCAUGGUGGUCUCACGAAAGAUGAUAUUUCCAUCCGGAUUGGGAAGGCCAGAGCAGCUUUUGCAAACCUACGCCACCUGUGGCGUAGGCGUGAUAUCAGAUUCUCUGUCAAGGGUCGGGUUUACAAUGCUGCGGUGCGCUCCAUAUUACUAUAUGGAUCAGAAACCUGGCCGCUGCGCGCCGAGGACGUCAAAAGACUUUCAUGGAAGGAAGAAGACCUUUGCUGCAGAGCCGUUUA